Molecule: messenger RNA, 1005 nt
Organism: Melopsittacus undulatus (budgerigar)
Lineage: Eukaryota; Metazoa; Chordata; Aves; Psittaciformes; Psittaculidae
Gene: CALHM3
Product: calcium homeostasis modulator 3
Exons: 3
Coding region: 1-1005 (334 amino acids)
Cellular component (GO): plasma membrane
Molecular function (GO): monoatomic cation channel activity
Source: RefSeq, a predicted model, not a curated record
AUGGAUCGUUUCCGGAUGAUCUUCCAGUACUUCCAGUCAAACUCGGAGUCUGUAAUGAAUGGGAUCUGUGGGCUGUUAACGCUGGCUGGCAUAAAGAUGUAUACCUCCAUUGACUUCAGCUGCCCCUGUCUGCCCCAGUACAACAUGGCAUACGGCUUGGGGAUCAUGUUUGUACCUCCUAUCGCCCUCUUCCUCUGCGGCCUCAUCCUCAACAGACAGUCCCUGGUGAUGCUGGAGGAAUGGAGCCGACCACAGGGGCGCAGAAAGAAGGACCUGGCUGUCAUCAGGUACCUGUGCUCCUCCAUCAUGCAGCGAGCCAUGGUGGCCCCUGCUGCCUGGAUCAUAGUCACCCUCCUGGAUGGCAAAUGCCUGAUCUGUGCUUUCAGCAGCUCCAUGGACCCUGAGAAGUUUGUGGACUUUGCCAGUGCCAGCCCAGUGCAGGUGCAGCAGCUGCUGGCCAAGGUGCCCUGCAAGGAUGAGGAGCUCAUGAGGAACAACACAUCCCGCAAGGCAGUGUCCAGGUACCUGCGCUGCUGGUCCCAGGCACUCGGAUGGAGUAUUUUGUUGAUCCUUAUCAUAGCAGCUUUCCUCGCCCGGUGGCUCAGACCUUGCUUCAACCAGGCUGCCCUCCUGCAGGCACGUCACUGGAGCAACUACAUUGACAUCGAGCAGAAGAUUUUUGAGGAAACGUGCUGCGAGCACAGCCGGCUCUUUGCUCACAAAUGCAUCCUCCACUUCUUUGAAAGCAUGCGGCAAGAGAUCAAACUGCACAGCUGCAGCUUGUCGAGGGAAGGAGAAGGGGCUGAAGGAGACCAAGAUCUUCUCCGGGGCAUCACAGAUCAGGACCAGGUGAACAAACUCCUGAAAAGGUGGUACUAUGAGAAACCUCCCCUGGAUGUCAGCAAAGCGACCCAGAGGCAUCCCCUGGGGCAAGAGAGAUCCCCUCUGCCCUGGGCAGACAGCCCUAGAACUGGGUCCAAGCUCCCCCAGCACACUGAUGUGUAA